This is a messenger RNA of Argiope bruennichi, 3685 nucleotides long. Its product is annotated as ATP-binding cassette sub-family G member 8-like. Lineage: Eukaryota; Metazoa; Arthropoda; Arachnida; Araneae; Araneidae. Gene Ontology annotation, cellular component: plasma membrane. The transcript is spliced from 12 exons. The record is from RefSeq and is a predicted model, not a curated record. The coding region runs from base 357 to 3026 and encodes 889 amino acids. Gene Ontology annotation, molecular function: ATP binding; ATP hydrolysis activity; ABC-type transporter activity.
UGUUUGUUGCUGUUUCUUAGAGCCGCACCAGCUCGACGUCACACCCGUGCGAUGUGCCAAUAUUCAUUGAUAAAUAUCGAAAGCGAGUGAGACUUGAAACCGUUCUGUGCCAAUUUUAACUUAAGGUGGCGUGAGGGAAAUUCUUAUUUCAAUCGCCAAUUAUGAAAUGUAAAUGCAAAUUCGCAGCGGAGGAUUUACACUUCAACUCCUGACGCAGGUUUCUCUCAAUUUCGAAUUCUAAUUUGGGCAUUAAAAAAAGUGUCUGCUCUCCGUCCAGUGUUGAUUGGAAGAGAGUAAGGAUUUGCAAUUUUCAACCUGUGAAACUUUUUUUGGAAUCUUAAAAGUUUUUGGAUAACAUGUGGGAGAUGAGUACCAUGGAACGAAGAUAUUCGGUGCCCCCCAGCACCCUCUCGGAUCCAUCCGGGAGAUAUCGCACCACAGAAGAUCUUCACGCCUGGAGCAUCUACCGACAGAACCUCAACUCAGACUUCACCGACAGCGCCCUUGAUACGGGGCACAAAUCCCAACCUCCAUUCGGAAACUUUCGCCUUCGCGAAAGCACCGUUCAGACCAUUCUCAAUCAUCCCAAGUACGGUCCGAAGGAGAGGAACUCAGAACUCGGGUCCAACGUCUUCACCUACCUCCGUUUCGGGUUGCCCCGAGUCUUGCCGCACCCCCCGGUGAAGCCCCUGCGCAACGGCUCCAGCGGCUACGAUUCCAGCGACGAUAAUGCCUCCCCUUACCUGGAUCGGGGCAGGAGAACUCGCAGCGACCCCGAUUUCCGUAAUCACGUGAUUCCACCAGGCACGCCCUCCGGUCUCGACGCCGACACCCGGAAAAGCAGUCGCCUGAAGGCGAGCAGUGAAGCCGAUCUGCUGGCGGCCGACUCCCGGGCGCAGUCACGGCAGCAGGUGAUUAAGGCGCGGGAGGACGCCAGGGAAGGCUACCAGAGGAAUCCGAUGCCGGGAAACGGGCACGCUGUGUCGCCCGGAUCGCACUUGUCCGUCAAUUCCAGGAUGUCGCCGGAUCAGUCUUCGUACCGAAGUCCUAAGCUGGAUGGCUUCUACCACGAUGCCCCGAUGCUGAACGAACGCUUCUUCCCGAAGGACAGUUUCUACUCAACUCUCCCUGGUGCGUCGAGCGAGGGUGGCCUUCCCAGAUACCCCCACCUUCAGGUCCGGGACCUCAGCUAUGAGCUGGACAUGUCCUCUGCAUGGCACACCCUUUGUGGAGGGGCUCGGACCAAGCUGAGGAUGCUCGAGGGACUCUCCUUCGAGGUGAGGGGAGGAGAAAUUCUCGCCAUCAUGGCCACCACAGAGAAUGAAGGCACGGCGCUUCUGGACAUCCUCGCCAACCGACACCGCAAAUGGCGCUGUCGCCUCAGGGGCGAGUUCAUGGUCAAUGGUCUCUACCUCACCCUCAAGAAGUUGGAGCGCUGCGUCGCCUAUGUCCAGAGACACACGGACUUUGGCCCGGACAUGAGCGUCCGGCAGACACUGCUUUUCACGUCCCUGUUGCAAGAGCCUGACAAUAACAGGGGUUUCGAUACAAAGAGUAGGAUUAAUGCCCUGAUCGAGGAUUUGGGACUCGGUCAGGUGAAGCAUACCAGAGUGUCUGAUCUGACUGAAUCGGAGAAGAGGCGACUGAAUGUUGCGUCGCAGCUCUUAUUGGACACAGAUAUCGUUCUGCUGGACCAACCCACGAAAGGAAUGGACAUCUUCGACACAUUCUUCUUGGUCGAAUACUUGCGGCAGUGGGCGGCAAGGGGCCGAAUCGUCAUCAUGACCAUCCACCCUCCCACUUACGAAAUCUUCACCAUGAUAUCUAGAGUGGCCAUGAUUUCUACGGGAAGGAUGCUCUUCUUCGGAAAGCGGAGAGAUAUGCUCUCCUACUUUGCCUACAUCGACUUCCCCUGUCCGGCUUACAAAAAUCCGUCCGAUUACUACCUUGAUCUAGUGACUCUGGACAACUUGUCGGCCGAGGCAAUGCUGGAGUCGAGCCAGCGGGUGGAGAACUUGGUGGAAAUAUUCCGGCGGAGACAGGAGCCCCUCUCUGACCCGGGGCCCCCCGGAGUACCUCCUGCCAUCAUAAAGAGGGCCAAUAUAUGCACUCAGGUGCUGACUUUGUGGAUCCGUGUCUUGAUCUACACCUUCCCGUUCAACGUGGUUCACUUCUGCGGCGAAGUAUUCCUGGCUGCCCUCAUGUCCGUCUGCAUUGGCACAGCAUUCUGGAAUGUGAGGAGUGGACGAGAGCAGGAACAUGUCGAGGAUAGGUUUGGCUUCUAUUACGUCAUGCUGGCGUUGGCCAUCUGGCCUACGCUUCUCUAUACGAUCACGAGUGCUUGGAAGGAGAAAGGAAUCGUCAGUCGAGACACAAGAGAGAGAUUGUAUCACAAAUUUACUUAUGCCAUAUGCAAGCUGACCUAUAGCGUGAUACCUGCUGCUGCUGUAGCAGUCGCCUAUGCAGUUCCAGCCUACUCCAUGGCAGGCUUACAGACCACCUCCAGAGUCCGCCCCUUCGGCGUUUACAUCGGCUACAUGAUCCUCUACCUGCUCACCCUCCGCAUGAUGGCUCUCGCCUGCACCUGGGCCUGUUCCACUCGCCACCUUGCAGCCACCUGGACGGGAUUUCUCUUCACCAUCCUAUCUCUCGUAGCUGGUUACAGCAUCCACCCUCUCGAUAUAUCCAUCAUGUUCUCCUGGGCCCAAUGGGUGUCUCCUGUCCACUGGAUCUACAACCUGUUGGUGCAGAACGAGUUCAACUCGUCCCUCACUGAAGACAUACGAUAUUCGUGCACCAGGAAUCCGGUGGUGCAGCAAGAGAACGCAAUUCUCAUGAGAGCGGAGUGUGGCAUGCCCACAGACUGGGAUGCCUUGAAGUUCCACGGCGCGCAAGAGCAGUGGCCAUUCUACCAGCCAAUAAGCAUCGUCAUUGUGUUCCACGCAGUGUGCUUGGUCGUUGGAUUGUUUCUCUUUCUGACUGUCAGCCAUUCGAAGAAAAAACGACCCGAAAAAGAAAGACUAUAAAUAUGUAGAACUAUUCAAGUACGACUAAAUUUUAUUUGGAAUUUAGGCUUUUCACGAUCCUGCUCAUUCUUAUAGACCCAUUAGUCUUCGAUUCGAGAAGAAUUUGUGCAGUCCAAGAAUGAGACCAAUUUUUAAACAUUUUACAUCAGGGAAUAAGGUCGGGUUUAUACAGUGUGAAUUUUAAGUACUUAAUUAUUGACUGAUUGAUGGCUAUUUCAAUGGAUUAUUCAAAUUACUUCCUGAAAAUGUAAUUACAAGUUAAAUUUUUAUAUUUAAGGUCUCGUCAACAAAGAACGCGAAAUAUUUAUUCGGACUUCUUCAGUAGCCUUAUUUGUGAAAUGUCACGUGCUUUAUGAAUUAGCUUAUGACUAAAUCUUCUUUGAUGUAAAAUAACAUGUAAAAAUUCUAAUAGUGUAAUGUUCAAGUAGCAACUCUAUUGUGCCAAACUGUUGCCUUUUGUGUUUUUAAUAUAAAUGUGACACUGCAGGAAACUCGCCAAUCCAGAGUAAAUCAGUUGUCUGUGACGGAAAUUUUUAUCUUGUAAAAUGGGGAGCGGCAUUUUCCUGCUGUGUGUAAAUGAAGUGUUUGUGACUAUUUAAUCAGUUAAGUGUAUACAGCUAAGCUGCCAUUUGCUUGUAAAUAAACUACUGAACUUCGGA